Messenger RNA from Jaculus jaculus (lesser Egyptian jerboa), 939 nucleotides. RefSeq names its product olfactory receptor 143-like. NCBI's taxonomy places the organism in Eukaryota, Metazoa, Chordata, Mammalia, Rodentia, Dipodidae. The transcript has a single exon. Bases 10 to 939 code for a protein of 309 amino acids. The record is from RefSeq and is a predicted model, not a curated record. Gene Ontology annotation, cellular component: membrane. Gene Ontology annotation, molecular function: G protein-coupled receptor activity; odorant binding; olfactory receptor activity. Gene Ontology annotation, biological process: G protein-coupled receptor signaling pathway; sensory perception of smell.
AUAGAGAAAAUGGCUAAGCAAAAUAAUUCUUCAGUGACUGAAUUUAUUCUUAUUGGAUUAACGGACCAACAUGAACUCCAGCUGCCCUUGUUCAUCCUGUUCUUAGUUAACUACAUAGCAACAAUGGUGGGAAACUUGAUGUUAAUGAUUCUCAUUUGUCUGAAUUCACAUCUUCACACUCCUAUGUACUUUUUUCUCUUCAAUCUGUCCUUCAUUGAUUUCUGUUAUUCACUUGUCUUUUCUCCCAAAAUGCUGAUGAGCUUUGUUUCAGAGAACAUUAUCUCCUCUGUAGGAUGCAUAACUCAGAUCUUUUUCUUCUGCUUUUUUGUCAAUUCCGAGUGUUAUGUACUGACAGCUAUGGCCUAUGAUCGCUAUGUGGCAAUCUGCCGGCCCCUGCUGUACACCAUCAUUAUGUCCCCUCUGACCUGCUCCCUGUUGAUGCUUGGUUCAUAUUUCAUGGGGCUUGUUGGUGGCAUGGUCCACACAUGGUGUGUAAUGAGGCUCAGUUUUUGUGAGUCCAACAUCAUCAACCACUACAUGUGUGAUUUAUUUGCUCUUGCUCCCCUCUCCUGCAGCAGUACCUAUGUCAGUGAGCUUGUGAGUUCAGUUUCUGUGACUGUAGUUGUAAUUGCAUCUAGCCUUUUUAUCUUAGCCUCCUAUGCUUUAAUUAUUUUUAAUAUUAUUAACUUGUCAUCAUCUAAGGGUUGGUCCAAAGCCAUGCGCACCUGCAGUUCUCACAUCAUAACUGUUGCCCUCUUCUAUGGAUUUGGUAUUCUCAGUCAUAUCAAACCAUCAUCUACUGAGUCUGUGGGACAGGUGAAAUUUUUCUCUGUAUUUUACACUUUUGUGUUGCCAUUUCUAAACCCCCUUAUUUAUAGUCUCAGGAACAAGGAUGUCAGACUUGCUCUGAAGAGAACACUGAAGAGAUUCACAAUGUGA